GUGAUAUGUAUGAAAUUGGUGCCGAAACGGGACGGUAUUAUUCAGUUAAUGUGCCUUUAAAGGAAGGAAUCGACGAUCAGAGUUAUUUUCAAGUUUUUAAACCAGUUAUUCAAUCAGUUAUGGAGUUCUAUCAACCUACUUGUAUUGUUUUACAGUGUGGUGCCGACUCCUUAGCCGGAGACAGAUUAGGAUGUUUCAAUUUAAGUAUAAAAGGACAUGGUGAAUGUGUCAAAUUUGUUAAAGAAUUAAAUCUUCCCUUACUUGUUCUCGGUGGCGGCGGCUACACCGUUCGUAAUGUGGCUCGAUGUUGGACGUACGAAACUUCGUUACUAGUAGAAGAAGCCGUCAGUAGCGAAAUACCUUACAAUGAAUAUUUUGAAUACUUUGCACCUGACUUUACAUUGCAUCCUGAAGUUGUUACAAGGCAAGAAAAUGCAAAUAGUAAACAGUAUCUGGAUGCUAUUGUAAAAGCAGUGACAGAGAAUCUAAAAUGUCUUGCUCAUGCUCCCAGCGUGCAGAUGCAAGAUGUUCCUCCGGAUAUGUUAAAUUUAGAAAAUACCGAAGAACCGAAUUUAGACUCGCGUGGUUCUCAGAACGAGACAGAAACAAAUGAAUGUGUCAAAUUUGUUAAAGAAUUAAAUCUUCCCUUACUUGUUCUCGGUGGCGGCGGCUACACCGUUCGUAAUGUGGCUCGAUGUUGGACGUACGAAACUUCGUUACUAGUAGAAGAAGCCGUCAGUAGCGAAAUACCUUACAAUGAAUAUUUUGAAUACUUUGCACCUGACUUUACAUUGCAUCCUGAAGUUGUUACAAGGCAAGAAAAUGCAAAUAGUAAACAG
Messenger RNA from Centruroides sculpturatus (bark scorpion), 839 nucleotides. RefSeq names its product histone deacetylase 3-like. The annotation marks the transcript as partial. The transcript is spliced from 8 exons. The record is from RefSeq and is a predicted model, not a curated record. NCBI's taxonomy places the organism in Eukaryota, Metazoa, Arthropoda, Arachnida, Scorpiones, Buthidae. Gene Ontology annotation, molecular function: histone deacetylase activity.